Messenger RNA from Suillus bovinus, 1967 nucleotides. RefSeq names its product pyridoxal phosphate-dependent transferase. The coding region runs from base 212 to 1837 and encodes 541 amino acids. NCBI's taxonomy places the organism in Eukaryota, Fungi, Basidiomycota, Agaricomycetes, Boletales, Suillaceae. Gene Ontology annotation, biological process: amino acid metabolic process. The transcript has 11 exons. The record is from RefSeq and is a predicted model, not a curated record. Gene Ontology annotation, molecular function: pyridoxal phosphate binding; carboxy-lyase activity.
AUUGGUCCAAAUAUGUUGACUGACCUCGAAGCUUCACACUCUUAUUGAUUCCCCUUCUUUUUGAUCUUGAAGCCUAUCCCACUCUGCCAGCACCUUGAACACCACACCAUCCAUUGGCAAAAUGACCCUUGAUACGUAAUGCGAGUCCACUCCCGGAGGCAUUCCAAACCACCGGGACCAGUAGUGGGUACAUGUUACUAAUUAUUUAUUUAUGCAAAUGCAGCAGGACUAUAAAGACAUAUCACCCAGCGGCUCCAACUGCAUAAAACCACCUGUAUCCAUUCCAAGCCAACUCCUACCUAACCAAAAAUUUGUUGUCAUCAUGAAUGCUGAACAAUUUCGCAGAGCUGGCUAUCAAGCCAUCGAUAGAAUAUGUGACUACCAUAUCACCUUGAGGGAUAGGCCUGUCUCAUCCCAAGUCGAGCCAGGGUACCUCAGGAAGUUGCUCCCUUCCUCCGCCCCCACUGAAGGCGAGGACUUCCAGCUCAUCGCGGACGACUAUCAAAAGUACAUCAUUCCUGGCCUGACACACUGGCAGCACCCCUCAUUCUUUGCAUACUUCCCUACGUCAAGCACAUUCGAGGGUAUACUUGCAGAACUAUACGCAUCUAGCACAUCUAACCCUGGAUUCAAUUGGUCUGCCAGCCCAGCAUGUACGGAGCUUGAGGCUGUGGUCAUGGACUGGAUCGCUCAAUUACUAGGGCUUGAUGAGUCGUUCUACAACAUCUCCAAGGUCGGUGGCGGCGUAAUCCAGACGUCAGCAUCUGACUCUGCGUUAGUCGCAACUGUCGCUGCACGUUCACGAUAUAUUCGUGAACACCCUCAGGUGGCGAUGGAGAAUCUCGUGCUCUAUACCACUACCCAAACCCACUCGCUUGGGAAGAAAACUGGGCUUGUCUUAGGCCUCAAAGUGCGCGCAUUGGAAGUCACAGCACAGGAUGACUUUGCAUUGCGUGGAGACACACUCAAGGCAGCAUUGGAGGAGGAUAUGAAUGCCGGAUUCCACCCUUUCAUCCUGAUCGGUACGGUAGGGACGACAUCUUCCGGUGCUGUCGAUCGGCUCGACGAGAUUACUGAUGUCGCGAAACAUUACCCUUCCCUUUGGCUGCACGUUGAUGCUGCAUGGGCAGGCGUCGCAUUCGUAUGUCCAGAAUAUCGCGAAGCAUACCAACUGCCUGCCAUCAAUAAUUAUGUAGACUCUUUCUGCACCAAUUUCCACAAGUGGGGUCUAAUCCAUUUUGAUGGUCCUUGUUUGUGGGUGCGGCACCGGAAACAUCUUAUCGACGCGCUAGACGUCACACCUGAAUAUCUGCGAUCGAAGGACGGAAAUGCUGGUACCGCUAUUGAUUACCGCAAUUGGCACAUAGGUCUUGGCAGACGGUUCCGGUCGCUAAAAUUCUGGUUUGGACUUCGUGCACGGGGGGUCAAGGGUCUCCAAAAGUACAUCACCGACUGCAUCAAGUUGAACACCAAGUUCGCACAGAGUAUUUAUGAAUCCGAUUUAUUCUCCUUCGUCACCCGACCUUCCCUUUCCAUGACAGUCUUUAGGCUUGCACCAAAGUCCCUUCCUCAACUCAGGACUUCCGAGCUAAAUAUUUUGAACCGUGCUUUCUAUACACGACUUGCAGCACGGAAUGAUAUUGCAAUCACCCAGACGGAGUUGAAUGAGGUGUUUUGUAUUAGGAUGGUGAUUGGGGCUGAAAAGACUCUAGAAAGUGAUGUCGAGCACGCGUUGUCGUUGAUGAAGGAUGAGGCGAUGGUUUUGAUGAAAAACUGGGAAGGGAUUGGAGGUCGGAGAGGCAGGAAGACGCAUGUGGUUCCAUCUCACUCUCACUAAAAUAUGCCCAUUGGACUUAGCUGUAGUCCUUGAUGGGCCUGUAUUUUUUUCCCAAUACUUUGGGUGUAAUCCUGACUAUCCUUGUAUUCGCUCUCCUUUCUUUUGUGUAAUUGGAUUCUUUUUCCUCUCA